Messenger RNA from Hyaloscypha bicolor E, 222 nucleotides. RefSeq lists its product as uncharacterized. The transcript has a single exon. The annotation marks the transcript as partial. Lineage: Eukaryota; Fungi; Ascomycota; Leotiomycetes; Helotiales; Hyaloscyphaceae. The record is from RefSeq and is a predicted model, not a curated record.
GCGGAGAAGGAGCGUUUAACUAGGAAAGAAGGAGCUAGUAAGAUUAUUCAGAAAUAUGGGAAGAUUACUAUAGAGCAAGGAAGAAAGGAUAUUAAGGCAGAUAAUAAGAAUAAAGCUCGGGUGGUUAAUAUGAGGCAUGCUAGGCUAAGUAAGCCUUGGAGAAAUAAGUACAAAAAAAUAAUGCGAAGGUUUGAAGCUAAUUACUGGGACGUAAUUAAUUAG